AUGGAUCGAGGUAAAGAAAUGCUUUAUGAUACACACAUCAAAAUGUACCCGCCCUCGCGGAAAGAGCCUAUCUCACAAAGAAUAACAAGCAAUAGUCCAUCUCGACCUGUGCCGUAUCCAGUGGAAGAUACGCAACAACCCAUGAGUCCGAUUCCAUUACAGUCGACGCAUAAUUUACAAUCCGGCCGAUCAACGCCGUCAUCUGAUGGAAGAAGCAAAGUAAUGACGCCGACAAACUCGCGUUACGAUCAACCGUUUACUUUCCAAAGUCCACCGUCUCAAGGACGAUCCACCGAGUCACUGAAAAAUGCAAGAUCGGACACUAAUUACACUAAUAAUAACAGCUCUGUGGAUACAUUUCAGAGCGCAAGUGACGUCUCCAAAGCCGCGUUACCGCCUCCUCCAUACGUGGAAACUGAUGAUAUGGAGACACCACAAAUUCUGCAAGAGAAAAUGUACCGCAAACCUAGUGACUACGCUGAACUAGCUGACCGUAAAAGUCAAAAGCGGAGCUCCAGUGAGAAAGACCUCACCCCUAAACGCGAUCUUUCACAGUAUAGUGAUAUUGCAAUCAAGUUUCACAAAGUCUACGAAGCGACCAUAAACGAUUCACCGAACUUCACCGCCGAAGUUCAAAUGGAAUGGUGCGAAACGUUGCUGCAAUUUGCUUUCAUAGAAGAAUUCAUUGCCAACUACAACAUUAAUGGCGAUAAGCUCAAAAGAACGUUAUCAGCAGCGGAAAUGCUGAAAAAUCAGAAAAUAAUUUUGGAGCAUGCUUUAAAAGUACUGACAAAGCUCAUCACUUUGCAACAUGGGCCCGCGCUAUAUUUGAUGGCAACACUUUAUUCUCACCAGCCUUAUCUGGACGUUAAGAUCCAACAGGUCAUUGCGCGGAACGACAGUAAGGCGUUAGAUUAUUACAGCAGGGCUGCGGCUCUAGACGUCAGUGAAGCUUGCUAUCGUGCCGGUGUAUGUUACGAAUAUAAGAGAGGUACACCUGCAGAUCUGAAUGGGAUGCGAUGCAUGCAAAAGGCCAUACAUUUCUACGAGAAGGGAGCGCUGGAUUGCGAUAAUAUCGCAUGCAUGUAUAAAUUGGGAAUGUUGUGCUUGCAGGGUGUAAAGGACGCCAAGCAAAGGUCGCUCCUCAAUCAAGAUGUGAAAGUUGCCAUGAGCUGGUUUUCAAGGGCUAUUCGUCGCGACGAGAAAGUAGGUAGCGCUCCUGAUCCCAAGUCGCAGGAUAGCACCGCCGGUGGUGCCAAAAAAGCGGAUCGUGUAUCUCCGCAAGCAAUGUACGAGCUUGCCAAAUUGUACGAGUUUGACGGUCUGGCGCCCGCGCUACAAGAAUCGUUGACCAACGCGGGAGUUUCUCGAAACACGACAAAAGCGUUACAAUACUACCACCGCUGCGCGACCGGGUAUUCGUAUGCGCUAGCCCAAUGGCGUCUUGGCCAGUGUUACGAGUUUGGCCAGCUGAAUUUGGGCGUGGCGGCCAACAAGUCUAUUGCAUGGUAUGCCCAGGCAGCUACCGCAAAGCCUCGCGGCAACCCUAUGGCCAUGAUGUCGUUGAGCGGCUGGUAUCUUACAGGUGCCACGAAUGUGCUCAAGCCUAACAACAACGAAGCAUUCAAAUGGGCCCGCAAGGCGAGCCAAGCAUCGGAGGGCAAAUUGGCCCGUGCAGAAUAUGCGAUCGGAUUUUUCUACGAGAAUGGUGUUGGAUGUACCGCCGAUCCCAAUGCCGCACGGGAACACUACCAGAAGGCAGCUCAGGCUGGUCAUCGCAAGGCCCAUGAUAGACUCCAAAACAUGCUAGCACAAUGGAAUGGUGGAUGA
Messenger RNA from Lachancea lanzarotensis, 1830 nucleotides. It is a transcript of the gene ACK1, whose product is annotated as LALA0S04e05974g1_1. NCBI's taxonomy places the organism in Eukaryota, Fungi, Ascomycota, Saccharomycetes, Saccharomycetales, Saccharomycetaceae. The record is from RefSeq and is a predicted model, not a curated record. Bases 1 to 1830 code for a protein of 609 amino acids. Gene Ontology annotation, molecular function: protein binding. The transcript has a single exon.